AUGCCACCCAAAACUGCGGACCCUGCUCGCCAGCAAACCAGAAGUCGGACAGGAUGCCAAACUUGUCGCAAGCGGAAGCUGAAGUGUGAUGAGGUGCGCCCCAUUUGCACACCGUGCACCAAGUCGAACCGUGAAUGUGUCCCAUCUGAAGGUGUCGCCUGGCGUCACCAACAGAAUGCGGGUGCCGAUGAGAGCGACCGAGUGAGCCUACCCAAAUUUUUCAAUAAGGAGAAGGAUGCUGCGAAGUUUAACCAAGAACAAAUCCGCGCAUUCUUGCCCAUUCCCGACUUGACCUGGCUACCAGUCAAUUCUGGCUUCGAAACUACAACAUCCACUCCUUCGACUCGUGAGGCCAGCCCCGUGGCAACUCAGGCCCAGCAAGUCGCAGCAGCAGCAGCGGCAGACUCGCUCGCGGUCUUGUCCACAGCCGCCGAAAUGACAUACACUCCUCAACCACCGCAGCACGCCUACUACAGUACGAACGCUCCAAGUACCGCACAUCCAGAGUACAACUUCGUCCAAGCGCCAGACAUGAGCACUGGAAUGGGCGGAGCCAAUAUGCCCUUCAUAUUGCAUCAUCCUCAGCAGCCGCAUCCCCAGGUUGCCAUGAAUCCCAUGAUCGAUCCUCAGUUGCAGGCUUCUGUUGCGCAAGUGUUAGACGACACCAGUGACGUCGGUGGUGGUGAGGAGAUAGACGUCGCAGUCCCCGAAGAUGGCGAGCACAACUUGACUGUGACAGAUGCCGAAGCAGAGAAUCACAUUGGAAUUCUGGCACUGCGCGAAUUCAACAAUGAGACUUCAGCUUAG
This is a messenger RNA of Exophiala bonariae, 807 nucleotides long. RefSeq lists its product as uncharacterized. The transcript has 4 exons. Gene Ontology annotation, cellular component: nucleus. The coding region runs from base 1 to 807 and encodes 268 amino acids. Gene Ontology annotation, molecular function: DNA-binding transcription factor activity, RNA polymerase II-specific; transcription cis-regulatory region binding; zinc ion binding. Lineage: Eukaryota; Fungi; Ascomycota; Eurotiomycetes; Chaetothyriales; Herpotrichiellaceae. Gene Ontology annotation, biological process: positive regulation of transcription by RNA polymerase II. The record is from RefSeq and is a predicted model, not a curated record.